This is a messenger RNA of Brassica oleracea var. oleracea, 2752 nucleotides long. RefSeq lists its product as uncharacterized. The record is from RefSeq and is a predicted model, not a curated record. The coding region runs from base 84 to 2345 and encodes 753 amino acids. Gene Ontology annotation, biological process: mRNA processing. The transcript has a single exon. NCBI's taxonomy places the organism in Eukaryota, Viridiplantae, Streptophyta, Magnoliopsida, Brassicales, Brassicaceae.
UCCCUCUCUCCUCCUCCACCUCCGCAGCUCCACAGUUCCCGCCGGUAAACAAUUCUCAGCUCAGUUUCCAUUGCUAAACUCCCAUGGUUCUUCAUCUGAGAGUUCAUCCCUCUCUCUACAACCGUCGAAUCUCCUUCCUCUUCUCUCCUUCCUCGAGAAAUCUCAGUACGGCGUCGCUUCUGCUAAACUCCAACCAAACCGUUACCGAGCCGUUAGCGAAGUCAGAGCUCGAAUCCAUAGUUCUCAAACAAUACUCCCACGGGAAGUUCUACAAUCUCGUCCAAAACGCCGUCGCUUUGCCCUCCGUCCUUCUAACCGCCUGUCAUAGCCUCUCUCUCGCCGCCAGCUCGUGCGAUUCGCUAACCGAUCGCGUCUCCAGGAGAUUCUCGAUCGAAGAAAUGGGACGCGAGAUACGCGACGGAAGGUUCGAUAUCCCCUCCUGCUGCGUCGGAUUCGAAUCUCUCGUUCUCCCCAAUCUCAAACUCAAAGUGCUGAUCGAAGCCGUUAGGAUGGUUCUCGAGAUCGUCUACGACGAUCGAUUCGCGACGUUUAGUUACGGCGGGAGGGUUGGUAUGGGUAGGCAUACAGCGAUUCGUUACUUGAAAAACUCCGUGGAGAAUCCGCGGUGGUGGUUUCGCGUUUCGUUUGCGAGAGAGGUGUUCGGUGAUCGGAACGUUGAUAGGCUUUGUGUGUUUGUUGAGGAGAAGAUUAACGAUUGUUUGUUGGUAGAGAUGAUAAAGAAGCUCUUUGAGUUUGGGAUUCUGAGGAUCGAGCUUGGGGGGUGUGAUAAAGGGAGAGGGUUUCCUCAAGAGUGUGGAUUGAAUUCGAUUUUGAUUAAUGUUUACUUUGAUGGACUUGAUAAAGAGAUUCAAGAUAUGAGGUUGAAGAUGAAGCUCAAGAAUCCUCAGGAGGAUGCUACAAGUAAUGACAGUGUUUUCUAUAAGCCAGUGAAUGUUUAUGCAGUUAGGUAUUUGGAUGAGAUACUUCUGAUAACGUCUGGCUCGAAGAUGCUGACGAUGGAAUUGAAGAAGAAGGUUGUUGACGUUUUGGAGGAGAGGCUUGACCUGAGAGUAGAUAGAGUGAACACAUCGAUUCACAGUGCGGUUUCGGACAAGAUUAGCUUUUUAGGGAUGUAUCUUCAAGCUGUUCCACCUUCGGUUUUGCGUCCGCCUAUGUCUGAGAAAGCGGUUAGAGCAAUGAAGAAGUACGAGAGGCAGAAGGAAGUUAGGAGAGUGGAGCUUAGGAACGCUAGGGAGAGGAAUCGGAAGACGCUGGGUUUGAAAAUAUUUAGACAUGUUUUGAAGAAACUCAAGCAGAGCAACGGUUUCAGAUGUGAAUAUGAGAUAGAGAAUGAGGUCAGAGAAAUUUUCCGGAGUUGGGGAGAGGAAGUAAUGCAGGAGUUUAUGGGUUCUCUUGACGAGCGGUGGAAAUGGCAUUGGCUGCUCACUAGAGGAGACUUUCUCUCCUUGAGACAUAUACGAGAAAAGUUACCACAAGACCUUGUCGAUGCUUAUGAUGAAUUUCAGGAGCAGGUGGACAAACACUUGUCGCCGACCCAAGCUAGAAAGGAGCUAGACGAUGAGGAGAGGAGAGUAGAGGAAGAAGAGGAACAGAGAUAUGCUGAAAGGACGGUUCAGGAUUUGACUAAGUUAUGCAUGAAGGUGUCAGCUCCGGAAGAACUUGUCAGAAAGGCUGUUAAAUUAGUUGGGUUCACAAACAACAUGGGUCGGCCACGGCCUAUCAGCCACCUUCUGGCUCUUGAGGAUUCUGAUAUCAUCAAAUGGUAUGCGGGUGUAGGGCGUACAUGGCUUGACUUCUUCUGUUGUUGCCACAACUUUAAGAUGGUGAAAAUCAUUGUAAGUUAUCAUCUGAGAUUCUCCUGUAUUUUGACACUAGCGGAGAAGCACAGAUCCACCAAACGUGAAGCUAUUAGACACUACACGAAAGAUCUCAAAGUGUCUGAUCCUUACGGGAACGAAGAGAUGCAUUUUCCAUUGGAAAGAGAGGUUAAGAUGAUGGGAGAUAAAAACCUUUCAAACCCGAGACCUGUGGAUGGAACACUGUCUUUGGUAUUGAUCAGGCUUGCAUCUGAUGAGCCCUUGCAUUCUUGUGCUGCUAGUUUCUGUGAACGAUCAGAUACAACCAUGUACCGCGUACAUCUACUGCAAAACCGUUUGCAAAUCAACCCACUUGACGAAGAGAAAUGGGUUCGUGGCAUGGGCACAAUCCACUCAGCUUUGAAUCGGAAAUGUCUGCCUUUGUGUUCUGCUCACAUCAGUGAUGUAUACUUGGGUAAAUUGACUCUACAGGAUGUCGAUGGUAGCUCAUUCAUCGAUCUCAAGUGAUAUCACACACACACACACACACACGCUUACACUUUUUGAUGGCCAAAUGGAUGAAUACUUUCGUAAACUACUGCUUGACUGCGCAAUGCAAUGGAAGCUUCAUAUGUGUCAAAAGCGUUUGGGCAUUAACUACGCAGCAAUGGUGGUUAGGGUGAGAAACGUUUUAGUUGCUUGUUUCUAGAAGCUGAACAGUGUAGGUUUUGUGGUGGGGAGAAGAUGAAUAACAUUUGUCGAACUGGAUACAUAUUAGUUUAUCGGUUAUGUAAUGUAUCAAUCUGACAUUUAAGUAUGUUUGUUAAUGUAGUUGUUAGACAGAUAGUUUAUAAAUACCUUGAAGCUAAGGCAGGUGACAAUUUGGGUUUUAGUUUUACAAGAGAAGGGUGUUAUUUGUACCGUGUAAGAAGAAG